Messenger RNA from Liolophura sinensis, 442 nucleotides. RefSeq names its product small ribosomal subunit protein eS25-like. Bases 32 to 388 code for a protein of 118 amino acids. The record is from RefSeq and is a predicted model, not a curated record. The transcript is spliced from 4 exons. NCBI's taxonomy places the organism in Eukaryota, Metazoa, Mollusca, Polyplacophora, Chitonida, Chitonidae.
ACCGUCCUUUUCACUUCCGCCGCAAGCCACGAUGCCGGCUAAGAAACCUGACCCAAAGGGAAAGGCUGCCCCAGCCAAGAAGAAGGAAGGAGGAGGAGGUGGCAAGGCCAAGAAGAAGAAGUGGUCUAAGGGAAAGGUGCGAGACAAGCUGAACAACCUCAUCUUGUUUGACAAGGCUACAUAUGACAAGCUGUACAAAGAGGUUCCAAGCUACAAGCUUAUCACACCAUCAGUUGUGUCUGAGAGGUUGAAGGUCAGAGGGUCUCUGGCAAGGGCAGCUCUAAAGGAAUUACAUUCAAAAGGUUUGAUUCGCUUGAUAUCAAAGCACCACUCCCAGAUUAUUUACACAAGAGCCACGAAGGCGGACGCCGAGGAGCCAGCAGCAUGAUCUAGAUUACCACUUUUAUCAAGCUGAGGGAGAAAAUAAAAAAAAAUUUGUGAA